GGGAAGUAGAGGGCUUUCGCCUCAGUGCCCACUGUUCGUGUGACAGCAAAGAUAACACACUGCAAGUGGACAUCAACGGGCUCCGUUCCAGCCGCCGAGGUGACCUGGCCACCAUUCACGGCAUGAACCGGCCCUUCCUGCUCCUCAUGGCCACCCCACUGGAGAGGGCCCAGCAUCUUCACAGCUCCCGGCAGCGCCGGGCCCUGGACACCAACUACUGCUUCAGCUCCACCGAGAAGAACUGCUGCGUGCGGCAGCUCUAUAUCGACUUCCGGAAGGAUCUGGGCUGGAAGUGGAUCCACGAGCCCAAGGGCUACCACGCCAACUUCUGCCUGGGGCCCUGCCCCUACAUUUGGAGCCUGGACACGCAGUACAGCAAGGUCCUGGCCCUGUACAACCAGCACAACCCGGGCGCGUCGGCGGCGCCGUGCUGCGUGCCUCAGGCGCUGGAGCCGCUGCCCAUCGUGUACUACGUGGGCCGCAAGCCCAAGGUGGAGCAGCUGUCCAACAUGAUCGUGCGCUCCUGCAAGUGCAGCUGAGGCCCCGCCCCGCCCGGCAGGCCCCGCCCACCGGCAGGCCCGGCCCCGCCCCCGCCCGCUGCGCCGGGCUGUAUUUAAGGACACCGCGCCCCAGCCCCGCCCCCCUCCCGCCCCUGGGGUCCAUUAAAGGUGAAGAGAGGACUGGGGUCUCUGUGCGUGUCGUUGGGUCCCUGACUGGGGUCUCCCUGUCGGCAUUCCUGACGUUCCCGGGUUCCUGCUCCAUGUGCCCCCCUCCUGUCGCUCUCCACCAUUCAUUUCCUCCCACAAACACCUGCUGAGCGCUCCUGAAGUCCCAAGUACUCCCGGCGGCCGCUAGAUUUAUUUAUUGAGCACCUUGUGCCCUGUUCCAAAUGCCUUAUAUUGACUAACUCAUGUAAUCACCAUAACAAAACUCUGAGAUACAGUGUCCUCUGAGGUAACACUCACUUUAAAGGUGAGGAAGCCAGAGCCCAGCGAGGUUAAGGGAAUAGUUGCUGCCCACCAGGAACCUGCUUUCUGGGGAGGAGACAGAUGUGGGAAGCGACGCUAAGACAGGAAAGCAGGAUGGAGCCAGAGAUGGUUUGGGGGAGGAGGGAGGGCUCCUUGGAGGAGGCAGCGUCUGGGACUUGAAGGAAGUCAAGAAGGCAGUCUGGGGGAGCACUCGGGGAGAGUGUUCUCCGUAGGAAGACCUAGGCACAGCCUGGCCAUGAGGAUGAACUUGGAGUGAGCGACACUGAGAGGAAAGGCCAAUGUGGUUGGAAGGGAGGGACAAGGGGAAGAAGGGUGCUGGGAGCUGAGUCAGUUGAUUAACGCUCAUGGGCCAGAGAGUAAUAAUAUUCCCCCUGCCAGGUAGGGCUGUAGGAGCUACCCGCAUUCUCCCCACAGCCCAGCAGAGCAGGGGAUUAGCAAAUUACCGCCUGCAGGCCAAUUCUGGCCCGCUGCCUGUGUCUGUAAAUAAAGUUUUAUUGGAGCACA
Messenger RNA from Leptonychotes weddellii (Weddell seal), 1493 nucleotides. The record is from RefSeq and is a predicted model, not a curated record. Lineage: Eukaryota; Metazoa; Chordata; Mammalia; Carnivora; Phocidae.